UUCGGUGGGAACGGGAGUGGGAGGACGUCGUGCGAGUGUUAUUUAGCUAGCGAUCGAGCUCGAGAUGUCUCGCGAUCUAAGAAUUACUUCUAUAUAUAUCAAGCAGUUAGAUGGAAAUUUUUUCUUUCAGAUCAAAUUGUUCAGGUUGAGGAGAAGAAGCCUUUUCAUUUAUCCAUCUUUUCAUAUAUAUCUUGAUGGAUAUUCAGGAAGAAUUCAUGGCAGAGGUUGGAGAGGAGGAGGAAAGGACUGGAGCAGAUGAAGCAGCAGGAAAUUCUACUACUGAUGACCGCAAAAGGAAAAGGUCUGCUUCACCAGCUGGAAGAACUGAAGACAUAUUACCACUACUGAAGAAGUUGGCAUCACCAGAGUUUGAUCAUAUCCCUACAAACGAAGAAGUCAUAUUAACGGAUUUAGUGGGCUCUUCGAUCAUCACAGCUGAACCACCAGUGGAAAAGGUUAAGAAAAAUAUGAGCACUCCUGUGGAUAAUGAGUGGGAAUGGGAAGUAAUUAUUGCAGAAGAGAACAAUGAGGAGGGGGAAUGGGAAGAAAUUGUUGCAGAAGAGAACAAUGAGGAGUGGGAAUGGGAAGAAAUUAUUGCAGAAGAGAACAACGAGGAUUGCAGGUAUGAGAUGGAACUUACACAUCCUAUUCAGAAUCUCCUUGGUGGAGAGCUCGUUUGCGCCAUGCAGUCUAUGCUCAUCCCGGUUCAGAAGCUAAAACUGGACAUUGAGAGGGCAAUGCUUGAACUUGAUCAGAUUCUUCGGGCAAAUGAAAUCAAUUUUGCGAUUCUAGCUGCUUUGCCUGCAUUCUUUCUAUCUCUUAUUCUGAUCAUGUCAGUCCGUGGAUGGUUAAAACAGGAUACAAGAGCUGAAGGCAGGGGAAGAGUUGCUUGUAUCCAGAGGAGGCUACUUGUUGUGGAGGUUGAGAAAAGGAUUACAAAGUACCAAUCCUAUCUUGACCAGAAGCGUGUAGAAGCUUAAUCUGUUCUUAACUCUUUUGAUUACAAUAUAUCCCUUUUGCAGUCAUCUUUUUCCUUUUAACUGCUCACAUAAGAACUGUGUCUUAAAGUUUUAUCAAAAAAAGAAUUGUGUCCUUUGUUCAAACCUUGACAAGAUUUUGAUUCUGGAUUACUUGAUAUUAAGACAAAGGCAAUUAAGUGCUAAAAUCAUCCUCCUAUCCAUUUCUUGGCCAUAAACCUUUUCUAAUUUGGUUCACAUUCCAUUACAUUACUUAAAAGUUGUUCUACCUUGUUCUUUUGUAUGUUAAAUUUCCUCUGUUAUUUUUUUUUGGGACAUCUAUGUUAUUCCUAAUGCAUUGUAUAUAUUCUGCUUGCUUUUAAACUGGUUAGAUUUUAGGCUGGAACACCUGCAAUUGGACUAGGAGCUGCAAUUGAGUACUUGUCUGAAAUUGGCAUGCAGAAUAUUCAUUAUUAUGAAGUGAGUUCCUUUCUUUUUCCUUUUUUCAUGUUUGUGUCUUCUGUCCUUUAACUGCUUGGUAGAAAAUAUACAGACAGGUUUUAGGCAUUCAAGGAUCCUUGUGAGGACUGUUGACCAUAAAAUGCUGCUCAGAUUUGCUAUUUUAAGAAACAAAAAAGAAGGUGAUAAAAACAUUGUUCUCAAGUAUGCUGUUGUUAAUGCUGAAAGAAAUCAGUGACAAGGUCAAACGUUUGGCACAUUCCAAAUGGCUGAAGCUCGUAGUUUUGAGAGAGUUCUGUCAACUUUUAAAAUUGUUCUAAAAUAUGCUGUUGUUAAUGCUGAAAGAAAUCAGUGGCAAGGUCAAACGUUUUGCACAUUCCAAAUGGCUAAAGCUCAUAAUUCUAGAUCCAUUCUUGAGAGAGUUCUGUCAACUAAUUCUGUGGUUUUUGUGAUGAAUUUAAUAGUUUUCAUCCCCUAAUCAUCUUUCCAAGUCAUUAAAUUACGUCCUUAUUC
This is a messenger RNA of Rubroshorea leprosula, 1928 nucleotides long. Lineage: Eukaryota; Viridiplantae; Streptophyta; Magnoliopsida; Malvales; Dipterocarpaceae. The record is from the annotation of a GenBank genome assembly.